Molecule: messenger RNA, 5548 nt
Organism: Xiphias gladius (swordfish)
Lineage: Eukaryota; Metazoa; Chordata; Actinopteri; Istiophoriformes; Xiphiidae
Product: ER degradation-enhancing alpha-mannosidase-like protein 3
Exons: 20
Coding region: 1008-3620 (870 amino acids)
Biological process (GO): mannose trimming involved in glycoprotein ERAD pathway; carbohydrate metabolic process; endoplasmic reticulum mannose trimming
Cellular component (GO): membrane; endoplasmic reticulum
Molecular function (GO): calcium ion binding; mannosyl-oligosaccharide 1,2-alpha-mannosidase activity
Source: RefSeq, a predicted model, not a curated record
ACUUCAACCCUGACCUAACCGUUAUAUAACCCUAAAUAUGAACACUUGAAGGGUUGAACUUGUUGAAAGGGACGUUAGCCUACGUAGGAGCGAGGCUUGCCUAAGACCCUAUGUGCGGGGCAGAAAUUUCACCCUUGGCCGCACAGCCCCCGCAGCAGCAGCAGCAGCAGCAGCAGCAGCAGCAGUAGUAGUAGUAGUAGUAGCCGGGUAGCGAAAAUCCUGCCCGGACUUUGACAGCUCGGUACUCGACGGCCGGCAGGGCGCUAUGUGGCCAUUAUACUUGAGGACGUGUCAUCGACCAUUUAACUGUAUGACAAUCAGUUUACACGGGAAGAGAACCAUUUGUUUUCAGAUGAAGGUGUUAAGCUGACUUUCUCUCGCUAACGCUAUAUGUAGGUAGCCUUGUAACUAACUGGCAUUGUUAAAAGGUUGACAGUGAGCUAGCAACUUGUUAGCUGGCUAGCGGCAGUGAUCCCACAGCAGAGUGAUGGCUAACGAGGGUUAGUAGCACUGUCUCAGUCUGCCAUCAGUUUGGUAACUACCUUAUUAUUUCCUUCAUAUCUCUUCACAUUUCUAGAUUUAAGACGUGUUCUGGCAGCGCUGUUUGGGCUUCCUCCAGUAAGCCAGUGCUUGUUUUUCCUCUACAGGAUAACGUUAACAGAUGUUGUUUAUCGAGGCUAAGCUUUAGCUUGCUGUCUCUGUUGUUUACAUGUGUGUACAUGGACAGUGGUCAGCUGGAGUGCUCUGUGUGUGGCAUGUGGUGGUCGUAACAAGGCUGGAUCAACUACAGACCAAGCACAGUGGAGACAUGGAAAUGGAGCUGCGAGGUAGCUAACGUCCGUCGGCGUUAGCAAGAACUGUGCAGCCGACUCUCCACCAAAAUGAGGAAGAUUGGGGCUCUAAAGGAGGACAGCUGUGCCAGCUGGACUGUUUGAUUUUCUGUGGGCGUUGGACAAAGGACAGGAGCUUGUUUGUCCAUAUUAACGCUUAACGCGAGGCAAAACUACAUGAGGAGAAUAAGAGAUAAACUUUGCUGUGUCCACCCUUCUGGCGCUGGGAUGAUGAUGAUGAUGAUGAUGAUGAUUAAGACCCUUCUAAUCACCGGUCUUCUUGGCUGGGUGAAAUGUCAAGAGGGCCAGAGCAUGACACCAGAGGAGAAGACUGUUAUCAGGGACCAGAUUCUUGAAAUGUUUGAUCACGCUUAUGGCAGUUACAUGAAAUAUGCUUAUCCAGCAGACGAGCUGAUGCCUCUAAGCUGCAGAGGGAGAGUCCGUGGCCAGGAGCCCAACAGAGGCGACAUAGAUGACUCCUUGGGAAAGUUUUCUCUCACACUGAUUGACACCCUUGACACCCUGGUGGUGCUAAACAAGCUUGAUGAGUUUGAGGACGCAGUGCGGAAGGCUGUGAGGGAUGUACGUCUGGACAACGAUGUGGUGGUGUCUGUGUUUGAGACCAACAUCAGGGUUUUGGGAGGGCUUUUGGGAGCCCACGUGAUGGCUGACAUGCUCCGUCAGCGUGGGGACAAGAUGCAAUGGUAUCAAGAUGAGCUCCUACACAUGGCCAAAGAGCUGGGCCAUCGCUUACUGCCUGCCUUCAACACCACUAGUGGCCUUCCCUACCCUAAGGUGAAUCUGCGGUAUGGCGUCCUGAACCCACUUUCACGCACAGGCACGGAAUCAGACACCUGCACAGCCUGUGCAGGAACAAUGAUCCUGGAGUUUGCUGCCCUCAGCAGAAUGUCAGGAGAGUCUGUGUUUGAGGAAAAUGCAAGGAAGGCUAUGGAUGUCCUCUGGGAGAGAAGACAGAGAGGAAGUGACUUGGUGGGGACUGUCAUCAAUAUCCAUAAUGGAGAAUGGGUCCGCAGGGACAGCGGAGUCGGUGCUGGUAUCGACUCAUACUAUGAAUAUCUGAUGAAGGCCUACAUUCUUCUAGGAGAUAAUGUUUUUCUGGAGAGGUUCAACAUUCACUACAGUGCCAUUAUGAAGUACAUCAGUCAGCCUCCCCUGCUGCUCAAUGUACACAUGCACAACCCAACUGUGAGCGUGCGCAGCUGGAUGGACUCUCUCCUGGCAUUCUUCCCUGGCUUACAGGUUUUAAGAGGAGAUCUGAAACCAGCUAUUGAGACUCAUGAGAUGCUUUACCAAGUCACCAAACAGCACAAGUUCCUUCCAGAGGCUUUCACUACAGAGUUCAGAGUUCAUUGGGGCCAACACCUACUGAGACCAGAGUUUGCAGAAAGCACCUACUACCUCUAUAAGGCCACUGGUGACCCCUACUACCUCAGAGUGGGACAGUCCAUUGUGGAAAAGCUCAAUGCCUAUGCCAGGGUGCCUUGCGGGUUUGCUGCUGUGCAAGAUGUCCGCACUGGGGCACAUGAAGACAGGAUGGACUCCUUCUUUCUGGCAGAGAUGUUUAAAUACCUGUACCUGCUGUUUUCGGAGAAGAGCCAGCUGCCCAUCGAUAUUGAUGACUACAUUUUCACAACAGAGGCUCACCUCCUCCCUGUAUCUCUCUCUACCACCCAGCCGCCCUGUCAAGGCAACACUACGGAGACUGUUCCUGUUUCUCAAGAAGAAGAUCUCUUCACACACUCCUGCCCCAGCACAGAGACGUUAUUUCCCAACAACCCUUCAUUUGCAAAAACCAUCCGGGACAGCUACAAGUACCUCACUGGGGUAGGACGAGCCUUCCGCCCCUCACCUGUCAGGGAAAUUGAACUACCACUCCAUGAUAAUGGCAUGGAGCCAGUGGAGUUUUUGAAAAGCAUGGGCAUUUCUCUCACUCCACUGAAUGAGGUCACAGCAGGAAACAGUGGAAGUCGAAAGGAGCAUAAAGGAGUGUACCGGGUAAAACUUGUGGCAGAGGUAAGCCAAACACCGGAGGAAGAGGAGGUGGUGCCUCAUGUUGUUCAGCUCAUAUCCCCCCCAUUUCUGGGUCGGACAGUCCUCACAGCAGGACCUGCCAAGUUUGGAAUGGACCUCUCCAAACAGGAGCACGGGGUGAAGGGUAGCAUAGUGAAAGCCUCCCCCUACACUGCCUGUGGGCCAAUAGAUAAUGCAGUGGAGCUUAAGGGCCAUAUUGCUCUUGCACUGCGUGGUGACUGCAUGUUUGCUGCAAAGGCUCGUUGGCUACAGGAGGCCGGAGCCAUAGGAGUCAUCUUUAUAGACCACCGUGAGGGAAGUAAUAGUGAGGAAACACCCCUCUUCCAGAUGGUCGGAGACGGAGACUCCACAGACGACAUCACCCUAGCUUUGGUCUUCCUGUUCAGUCGUGAGGGUGCAGUGCUCACGGCUGCCCUGGAGGAACAUCACAAUGUGGAUGUGCUGCUGCUGCCCAAGGAGAGGCAGCUGGGACAUGAUAAGACAGAAAAACCUGUCGGCAUGAAUAUCAAACUCCGCCUGGCCGAGGAGGGGGAGCUGGAGGCAGGAGCAGCCAUUGGGCCCACCCUGGAGUUUGUCUUGAAAAAAGAAGGGGUACUUCUUGAGGAAGAGGUGCUCAGAGGAGAACAAAAAUCGGAGCAGCAGCAGUUCUUCGCAAAGGCAACAGAGAAUGACAGAACUGAACCGUGUUCAGCCGAUUCAUCUCAAACCCCAAACUCUGGACCAAACACAAACCCUUGACCGCUGCAGAUCACGAAGCAGCCAAGUUUCCUAACACUGAUCCCUCGUCAGUUUCUGAAUGGCAUGUGCCUCAGAGCCCCUCACUGCCCUACUUGGAGCCCUAACUGACCCAGCCUGCAUGUUUACAGCCGAUGGAGGAGAGUCAAGCAGUGUGAUGGCCACACUCCCAUCCUGCCUUGACUUUGAAACAUAACGAUGGUUCUAUGUUUAUUAGACAGACAGUCCAGUGUAGCUUGUAUUCUGUCUGCUGCAGGAAAUGAGGGUUUUUAUGAUCUCAUGAGUGUAAACUAGGUAGUUAAUGGCCAAAAACUGUAGGAUGAGACGGCUGGGCUGUUGCUGCCUAAACCUGGCCUCUAGUAUUGCUACUGUUGGCACAUAGAAGGUGUACGUGGUGAUAAUGACGUAGAUCAUUAACUAGAAUUUUUAAAGUGACCUCACCUUAGAGGAGACCGUAGAUAAAGCAACAAAAAUGUUCUCAGUUAUGUUUUUAUGCAAGGCCGUUUGUUUUCAAUCUAGAUUGCACCUUUCACGUCAACAAGUACUGUUGAAUAUUCAGUAAUGGCGAAUUACCUGCCAGUAGGUGGUGUUAGCUACCAUGACCUCUCAGUCAUAUAAUGUCAGUAGGUGAAGAAGAACUGGGGCCAAUUUGGAAAGUUUAUUUUACUUUUUAAAAGUAAGCAACUUCAGGGAAUUACAAGAGUGAAUGCAGUUUGCUAGGUUGACCCAUUUGAUAAAACCUUUGUGCGUGUGUGUUCUGCAUUUCCUUUUUGCUAUGAUGUGUGCGUGUGCGUGCUAGGUGUGUAAUAACUAUAAUAGCCAAGAAUGCAUCUCCGCUAAAACAUCAUCGCUAUCGGAUGUAACCCUCCUAUCUUUUCAAAGUCAUCCUCCAAGGAAUUGAGAAUAAGAAGUCUGCAGGAUUGAUCACCGUGAAUUUUUUGAAAUUCAGUUUGGGUAUUUUUUUUUCUGUAAAAUACUUUUUUUUCUGCCACCAUAAAUAUCUGUGUAAUCAUUGUUAAGUCGUAAUUAAUUAUGUCAUCUUAAAAACACUGCAAAAAUCACCAAAGCUGGUUUACAUGCACCUGAAGUCUAUAUGUACAAUAACCCUGGUUAGCCCCAGAUGCAGCAUCACAGGUUGGUCUGCAGUUUCUGAUUGUUGCGCACUUUGAAACACGGGUAUGAUCAUCUCUGGCAGAUCCAAACAGAAAUGACAGACAACAGCUUGUCUUUGCGAGCGUGUGUCUGUGUGUGUGUGUGUGUGUGUGUGUUUGUUUGUUUUGCAAUAGUGAUGUCUUUUAAGAUUUCUGGAGUACAGCAAGGUUUUUGCAUCAUCCAAAUUGCUGUUGAACUGUAACGUUCAACAUGUACAUUGUUUCCAAAAGACAGACAGAUAAAUAGAUAGAUUAAAAAUACAGUUUUUUGGGCAUUAUUAUGUGUAAUAAUUGUAUGCAACAAUUGACAACAUUUGUUCAUUUCACAUGACUUAUUCUCAAUUACAAUUUGUUGCGUGUUUUUUGUCUUUGACGUACAUGAAAUGUCAGCUGAAGUAUGUGUGGGGAAGUAUGCUUUCUUUUAUGUUUGUACCGUGGACCUUUUCUAGAUGCUGCUGAGUUCAUUUCAAGUCUUAAUCCAACAUCACAUUUUAUUUUUGUGUUUAGUCAGUAUGAGGCACUGCCAACCCGUAUACCUCAGGACUGUGUACGUUACUGUUCACACAGAAAAAAGGACCGUGGACAAGAAGUAGGGAAUUUUUUUGAAUUAGUUUUGAUUCUAUUUAAUUGUGUUAUUUUUUUCUGAGGUUUCUGAUGAUCAAUGGCUGAAGCUCAAAAAGUGCCAAAAGAGAUGCAUGACAUGGCUCCGGUUUCUGUUUCACAUCUUCUCUGUAUUCUGUUUCUUACUGUGAGCUGAGGCAGUCUCGUCAAUAAAUUCCA